Messenger RNA from Parnassius mnemosyne (clouded apollo), 396 nucleotides. Lineage: Eukaryota; Metazoa; Arthropoda; Insecta; Lepidoptera; Papilionidae. The record is from the annotation of a GenBank genome assembly.
AUGAGUACAUAUAUUGCUGGAUUAAUUUGCGCCAUCAUUUUGGCGGUAUUUAUAACUGUGUGGAUAGCGUAUUGCAUGUUUUGCAGAGAGAGACACAAACCAGAAUAUUACCAACGCAAUAUCGACGAUUUGCGGCUUAGAAAUUUUGAGAUUGCGCAAGAGCAAGACGACCAAAUCAAGAAACAAAUAACAGCUGGCAUUUUUAUUUUACCGUCGCGUCAUAAGCACCACGAUGACGACUAUGUAAGCAGACCUGAUUAUCCGGAAAGUCCGGCUCCGCACUUGCAACCGAAUACGGAAAGGCUUAUAGACAUUCUAAAUGACAGCCCGGACGAAGUACACAAAUCUGUCAGUUUCGAUUUGGAUUCAUCAGAGCGCUACUGUAGCGAUGUUUAA